CGUACUAUAAAGAUAUGAUCACAAGAUCAAUCAUCAACAAGCUAAAGAACACAAAUAAACUAUUUAAUAAGUAUUUAUCAACUGUUAAUAAGAAUGAGGUAGAUUUCUUCUCAAAGUUGUCAAAACAUUGGUGGGAUGAAAGUGGUGAAUUUGGAUUAUUACAUAAAAUGAAUGGACCUAGGGUACAAUUCAUUUUAGAAAGAAUAGAAGAAACUAAAAAGGAAGAUUUCUUACGCAAUAAUAUCACUAUUAACUCUACUACACCAGGUAGAGAUUUAGAAGGAAUAAAAGCAUUAGAUAUUGGUUGUGGAGGUGGAUUAUUAUCAGAGACGCUCUCUAGAUUAGGUGCAACUACAACUGGGAUUGAUGUCACAGAAUCAAAUGUAAAAAUGGCAAAGUUGCAUUCAGAACAGGAUCCUUAUUUCACGCCUGAUAGAUUAGAUUAUCAAUAUAUUGCUGCAGAGGAUUUAGCAAAGCAAGGUGAAGAAAAAUUUGACGUAGUUUGUGCUAUGGAGGUAAUUGAGCAUGUUGAUAAACCAGCUGAAUUCCUCAAAACAUGCUCAAAAUUAGUAAAACCUGGUGGACAUUUAUUCUUAUCAACAAUUUCACGUACAUCAUUUGCAAAGUUAUUAACAAUUACUAUGGCAGAGGAUGUUUUAGGAUUAGUUUCAAAAGGUACACAUUCUCAUGAAAAGUAUAUAAAACCAAUAGAAUUAGCGAAUUAUUUCAAAGAUGAGAUUAAAUGGUUUAGUCAUUCAGAUUCAGCUAUUGAUGGAGGAGGAUUUUCAUCUCUCAUUGGUAGUUCACCUAUUUUGAAUAGAUUAGAAGGUCAAAUUAGAGGUAUCGCUUAUAUACCAUGGCAAAAGAGGUGGGUAUUGUUUGAUGAAGGGACACCUGCAAGUACUUUAUGUAAUUAUGUAUUUUGGGCUCGUAAACCUAUGAAUCAGAUUUAAUGUACUCUUAAAUAUUUACAUCGAUGAUAUCACAUAGAAUUUUAAGUAAAAGGUUAUUUAGUUCGAUAGAAAAGAGAAAUAGAGUUAGUAAAUUGAGACUAUUUAGUUAUAGUUUUAUAGGGUUUACAACUUUGACCUUCAGUUUAUAUUUAACAAUACCAUACUCAAAAUUUGAUAGAAAUUUAAAAGAAGAGUUAGAUAGAUAUCAAUAUUCAAAAUUUAAGAUUAAAGAUAUCCAGAAUAUAAGUGAUGAUGCGAAGUUAUUCACAAUAGAUCUACCUUCUAAUAAACUAACGGAUCAAUCUAUUAAUGUUGGAUAUAUACAACAUUUAUAUAUAAAACAACCUCAUAUUCAAAUAGAGAGACCAUUCACACCAUUAGAAGUUAUAAAAGCUGAUAGUAAAGAUAUAAAGUUAUUAAUAAAGCAAUAUGAUAGAUCAGAAAUGACGAACUAUUUAUCAAAUUUAACUAUAGGAGAUGAUAUUGAGUUAAGAGGACCAGGUUUAACAUUAAAUUUAGGUGAUAUUAAGGAUAAAUCUAAUCUAGUUUUCAUUUUAGGUGGUACUGGUAUAUCAAUAUUUAAGCAAUCAAUAGAUUAUUUAUUAAAAGAUCAAACAAUAAAAUCGAUUAAACUAAUUUAUAGUUUCAACCGUAAUUGUUAUUUUAAAGACGAUCUACAAAAGUUAGAAAAACAAUCGGAUAAAUUAACAGUGAAUUUCAAUGAUACAUCAAUAACUUCACGUUUAAAUAAAAUUAAUCUAUUUAUUAAACUUGGUUUGAAUUAUUUCAAUAGUGAUAAUUUAUACAUCAUAUGUGGGAAUAAACUAUUUAAUCGUACUAUAACUAAUAAUUUGAAUGUAAAUA
This is a messenger RNA of Wallemia mellicola CBS 633.66, 1817 nucleotides long. Its product is annotated as ubiquinone biosynthesis O-methyltransferase. The transcript has 3 exons. Bases 15 to 953 code for a protein of 312 amino acids. The record is from RefSeq and is a predicted model, not a curated record. Lineage: Eukaryota; Fungi; Basidiomycota; Wallemiomycetes; Wallemiales; Wallemiaceae. Gene Ontology annotation, biological process: ubiquinone biosynthetic process. Gene Ontology annotation, molecular function: 2-methoxy-6-polyprenyl-1,4-benzoquinol methyltransferase activity.